AUGAGAACAACAGCAUGCAAAAACAUAUCUCAGCACAACACCACCACCGAUAGAGCAAAACCCACCAUCAAUCCUUCGCCCAACACCACGAACAAUGCUUCUCAAUCCUCUUUUUCAUCUGCCCCAGCGCUUAGAAACUCGUGGCCAAUAGGGGCUGCUGCACUUCAUGACAAUUCUAUUUCUGCUGAUCGCCCAAUAUGGAGCCUCAGUCCUCUAUCAGCAGCUUUGCCAGAAUCUCCACCACCCAUUUGCAGCGAUUGUUCUAGUCCCCCGCGUAGUUCUGCCACAAUUUUCUACUCUUUGGCUCCUACUGUGCUUUCCACUUCAAGAUUCCAGAGUACAAGGCCCAACUUUAGUAAACCACCCGUAGCAAGCAAUAUCGAAAUAGAGGAAUGGGUUCAAAGCGGCAAGAACUUGAAUGGCUUCCAUCAUCACAUAGACAAUGGAAUCGCAACUCAAAAUUGCCACUCAAGACACCACUUAAGGCCAUCUGCGGUUGCAGCCAUUGAUCCAGAAGUUCAUAUCAGGACAUUAUCUUCUUUUCUUAAUGAAGACAAUGAAAAAAGGCAUCAUGAUUCAGACCCAGAAUGCAACCACAAGAUAUACAGCUCAGACGCUGACAGCGUGGAUUGUGGAAACCACAAACUAAUGACUCGACCGAAACCUUACAGGGAUUUCCUAGAUGAAAUCAAGGCACAGGAACUCGAAGCUCAGAUGGGUGCAUGGAAGAAGGCUAAACAUAGGGAACUGAUGAGCAACUUGACAAGAAAAGAAGCUGUUAUACGUGAUUGGGAGUAUAAACAGACACAAAAGGCAUUGAAGGACAUAAGGAAAAUGGAGGUAUAUGCAAUGUCCCUAUACUAA
Dovyalis caffra is the source of this 864-nucleotide messenger RNA. The record is from the annotation of a GenBank genome assembly. Lineage: Eukaryota; Viridiplantae; Streptophyta; Magnoliopsida; Malpighiales; Salicaceae.